UUCUCACCUCUCUUAUUUGGAGUUAUGGAAAACUCUAACGAGUGCAAUGAGAAGGAGAGGCUGAAGAUGAGGGUUGCUGUUUUAGAAGAGAGUGUGAAGUCCAGUGAGGUGGAGUGCAAAGCCAGCAGAGAGACGGUGCUGAGGCUGGUGGCAGAGCUGGACCAAGAGAGGAGGAAGGCUGCAAGCAGUGUAGCAGCACUUGAUUCACUCAAAGUGGAGCUUGAUGGUCUGGCUGUUGGGAGAAGAAGUGUCGAGAUGGAGAAGCAGACCCUAACUGAAAGACUUGAGGCCAGUAAGAGAGUAAUAGAGGCAGCCAGGCGAGAGUCACACUGUCUGGAGAACCAGGUGGAGGAGCUUGAAAGAAGGAUCCAAGAAGCUGAGAGCAAGCUGCAGGCAUUCUUGGAAACGUUGGUCGGCCUCCUGGAGAAGAGGUGUGAGGACGUCAUCCUGCCCACGGAGAGAGAUGUUCUACAGACACUGGAUAACCUCUGCAAUAAGAGCUUGCCAGAGGUGGAAAUGAGGCUGUGUUGUGUUUCUGAAAAGCUGAGUGAGCAGACAGAGCUUCAUCACAUUGCACAACAGAGGGCUCAGCUUGCAGAGCAGCAAGUCCAAGACCUGAGGGGAAGACUGCAAUGUCUGGAGGCCGAACUGCUGACAGCAGACAUGCAUUGUGACCGAUUGCAACACAGCAAACAGGAUUAUGAGGAAUUCUUGGAGCAGCUGUCCAAGACGAUGAAGGUUGAGGACUUUGACAUUGAUCUUGACUUCGAAAUGAAGCUAAAAUUCAUUCUGUCACGUGCCGAACAACUUGUUAGACAAGAGGGAACUGCUUUAGUUGAGAGUAAAAGUCUGACUUACAGCUUACAACGGAAGUUGAAAUCACAGAAGGAACAAAUAGAGAGCAAAGGACUCCACAUCCAACUACUGAGGAAAAAGGUUUCAGAGCUGGAGGAGGAGAAGAAGACCCGAUCAGCAUUGGCUGCGGAACAAAAUGAUGCACAACUGCAGGCUGCGAGGCUGCAGAAAAAACUGGAGUGUCUUCAAAGUGAACUGAAAGCAACCAAACUUUCCAACACUGAGCUCAAGGCCCAGCUCUCCCAUACCAGCGAGCUCAAGCUGAAAGUCGCGCAACAGACUCAGACCAUGCAGGAGCAGAAAAAGAAGCUGAAUCUGGUGGCGGAUGAGAAGGCAAAGGUGGAGAAAAAGCUGAGCGCAGUUAGCUCAGACCUGCAAAGCCAAGAGAAGAAGACAAGAGACGACCUACAGGAACUCCUCACCCUCAGACAGAGCCUUGCUCAGCUGUCUCAGAGGCAGAGAGAGUUGGUGGAUUUCCGCAUGCUGGUUUCUCAAACGUUGGGCCUGGAUGCCACAGCGUUGGCUCUUCCAAAUUAUGAAAUCAUCAAAUUACUUGAAACCCUUCUUCAUGGCCACUGUCACCGUCACCACCUUCAUCAUCAUGCUAACAUACCUCGGCACUACUCGACUCACCAGAGACCUCACCUGCAACAAGUCCAAGAACUAUCCGAUGGCUCCAACCUGUAUGUUACCACCUGCAGAUCUCACGAAACUUAAAAUGUAUUCACUCCAUUCAUACCAAAAAUAAGUUGAAAUGUUGAGAAAUAGUAGAGAUAUUAAUUACUUUUGAAACAUAAAAUAACAAUU
Messenger RNA from Maylandia zebra (zebra mbuna), 1662 nucleotides. RefSeq names its product coiled-coil domain containing 170 (gene ccdc170). The record is from RefSeq and is a predicted model, not a curated record. NCBI's taxonomy places the organism in Eukaryota, Metazoa, Chordata, Actinopteri, Cichliformes, Cichlidae.